AUGGGAGAUCAUCUUGUGCCAACCGGUGCACAACUCGCACUUGGUGAGGACUCGGAUUUGUUAGGGAAUACGGUGGAAGCAUUCGAGCAUCAAACGCCCGAUCAAUCGAUUAAUGAAGAUGGAGACCCAAACCUGUUUCUCAGUCGAGGAAUCGAACGUUCGUGUAGCCUCGGAUCCGUGGACAAUCGAGAGGGAAAUCAGUGGACAAAUGAUGAAGGUUUAGAU
Messenger RNA from Mesorhabditis belari, 225 nucleotides. The record is from the annotation of a GenBank genome assembly. Lineage: Eukaryota; Metazoa; Nematoda; Chromadorea; Rhabditida; Rhabditidae.